AUGGGCCCUUCAGCAAAGCAAUGCCAAACGGUGCUCCCAUGCGGUGGCCUCUACAAUCUUACUAUUACAAGCAACACAUCGGUAAUGGAGGGAUAUCGAUGUGGCUCUACAGAAAGGAGCGGCGUGGACGACAGGGAUGAGCUCCUAUCGAUCGAAAUUGGGGGCAUUAAUUGUAACGCUAACCCUGCUUUCGAUCUGUAUAUCUCUGAAAACACAACAGUGAUCGACGGAUACCGUUGCGGACUGGAUAGCACGAACUAUACAGAAUAUUCUCAAUGUUCAAAUACCAAGGAAAACGGAGCCAGCAACCUGUCGCCACGUUGGACUCAUAUCUUUGUUUUUGUCAGUCUUUUCGCGUAUCUUUUUGGGUGA
This is a messenger RNA of Lachancea thermotolerans CBS 6340, 372 nucleotides long. RefSeq names its product KLTH0B00770p. The coding region runs from base 1 to 372 and encodes 123 amino acids. Lineage: Eukaryota; Fungi; Ascomycota; Saccharomycetes; Saccharomycetales; Saccharomycetaceae. The record is from RefSeq and is a predicted model, not a curated record. The transcript has a single exon.